Molecule: messenger RNA, 6925 nt
Organism: Musca domestica (house fly)
Lineage: Eukaryota; Metazoa; Arthropoda; Insecta; Diptera; Muscidae
Exons: 2
Coding region: 4219-5337 (372 amino acids)
Source: RefSeq, a predicted model, not a curated record
UAUGUAGUUCAAAGAAAGGUGGCACAAUGUAUAAAAAAGUGGCUCAUUUAGUAUCAAAAUAAAAAAGUGGCACAAAGUAUGGUGGAGGGUAUAACAAAGAACAAUUUGUGAGUGGACGAACAGACACAAGAACAGUGAAGGAACAGAAAAAAAUACAGUGGGUGCAAAAAUAAGUGCAAAGUUAAAACAAAAGUUUUGAAAAAAAAACUUUGUAAUAUCAAAUAAAUAAAAUAUUAAAUAAAUAAAAGAAAAGCAAAUCACAAAACGUAAAUAAUUUAUCUUAUCGGUGUUAUUAAAAAUAAUGUUCGGUUCUCAAAUAUGUAUUUAGAAGUGUUUGUUUAUAUUUUUUGUCUGGAAUACUAAGGUAAAUUAUUAGUUUAUUUAGAUUGUUUGCGACAUAUAUAGACAUUUAUAUACACUUUUUUAUUAUGUACAAGGAAUUUUGAAGGUUGUAGAUACAUUAUCUUGCUUAGUGAAAUAAUUUAGAUACAUUCCCAUAUGCAACUCCAUGUCGUAGAUGUUUUACCCAUGUUGUUUAAAUGACUCGAAUGCAUUAUCCACGUUUUUGGAUAAGUUAGAUUUAUUAUCCAGGUUUUGGAUAAGUUGGUAUAUUAUAAUAUAUUAUCCAAAUUACAUUAUGCACGCUAUUUGGAUAAGGAAGAUACAUUAUCCAUGUUGUUUGGAUAAGACAGAUAAGUUAUCCACGUUGUUUGAAUAACAAAUUAUUCACGUUACAAACACAUAUAUAUUAUACAAGCCAUAGAUUUAUUAUCCAAAUUGUAGAUACAUUAUCCGCUCUAUUCGGAUGAGGCAGAUACAUUACCCAUAUUGUUUGGAUAACAAAGUAUUCACGUUGCAGACACUGUUUCCAUAUUCUCGACACAUUAUCAGCGUUGUUGAUACAUUAUUCAAAUCGUAGAUACGAUAUCCACAUUGUACAAUCAUUACCCACGAUGUUUGGUUAAGGCACAUGCACUAUCCAAGCUUUUUUGUUAAUGUGGAUACAUUCUUCUUAUUGUUUUGAUAACGUUAAAUUAUCUGGUUUUUGGUUGGAAUAUCGGAGAUACAUUAUCGCAUUGUUGAAAUAUCGUAGAUACAUUAUCCAUGUCUUUAAAAAAUAAAUUGUGUACCUUGUUCGGUUUUCUUAAAUACAUUAUCUAUGUUGUUUGGAUAUUAUCAAUUAUCAAUGUGGAUUGGAUAACGUAGUUACAAAAUAUAAGCAACUUGGAUAACAUAGAUAUAUUAUCGACGUAAUUUAAAUAACUUCGAUGCAUUAUCCUCGAUUUUUGUAUAACAUAGAUCAACGCUCACCAACACACCGCCCAUUGGAGAUUCACCACACCUCGCACACAAUCAAGGGAAUAAUUUAAAAUUGGGUGUUUAGAGUUUAUAACUGGUUCUACCUUCUAUGGCGGAACGUUGGCUAUAUAGAUCCAUGUUUUCCGAUUUUCGUUAGUUUGACUAUUUUAGUCACAUUUCCUAACGGUAGUACCUAAAAUACGGUAUUUAAAUUUCGUACGAAUUUAACAAAAAAAAUAGACUUUGCACAGUGGAACAAAAGUGAAGUUACACAGUGCUACAAAAAAAUAAAAUUUUUAAAAUUGUAGAAAAAUUAAUUUUUUCUUCAAUUUAAAAAAAUAUACAAUUUACAAAAAAAUUUACAACAAAUAGUGAUAUUAAAAUUUUUUAUACAAAAAGAGACUAUACACAGUGUUACACAAGAAACAAUAUAAAGUGACACAAAAAACAACAACAACACGAAGAGUUUUGGAACCAGCAGCAAGCAGGACGGACACAAGCAGCACAACAACAACACACGGUACAACACCCAAAAUCAAAGUGAGUACUCGUGAAAUUUUCUUUUUUGACACAAAAGGACAUUUCGGGAGCAGGCAAAUCUUCAAUAUUUGCAUUGAUCCGCAUAUUCCCAUAUUUUGCAAGAUAACUUUGCCACAUAUUCAAAGCUGCUAGUUGCCCACUCAGACACAGUGAAAGAAAUUUUGCAUUUGGAGCCAUUUUUGUGGACAGACAUUUGGCUAUUGAUCCAGAAAAAAGCAGACAGACACAUAUUUUUUUUCAAAAAUAGUGGGAAUUUUCAUCCGUAUACAAGUUCAGGUGAAUACAUAAGCGCCAUAUUGACACAAAUACAUAAGCUUUUAACUUUGGAAAAUUGGCGUCACCAAACUUGGCAAACAUAUAAACGCCAUAUUGGCAAAACUAUAUACAAAUUUGGAAACAAAGCGUCGAGUAAAUAAUAACCUUUUUAAAAAAUAGCGUCUGGUUGACAGUAGAAAAAUAACCAACAUUUUUUUUAAAUUUUUGAGAAAAAAAAAGCAAGCGUCUGGUGGACAGACAUACAUGUGAUACAAAACCUACAAUUUUUUUGAAAUUUUUGAAAAAAAAGAAACAAACAAGCAUGCGUCUUGUGGACAGACAUACAUGUGAAAUAUUUUGCUGGUUUUUCUAACUUUGCGACUUGAAAAAUUUCGACACUUUUUGGAUUUUUUACGUUAUUUUUUUGCGAAAAAUAUUUGGAUUUUGGCCCAAAUAAUUUUCACUCGAAAUAUUUUGCUUGGACAUUUUAGCUUCAUGAAAUUUUUUGCUGAAAUAUUUGGACCUUGACCAAAAUCAAAUUCUUUUGAAAAAUUUUGCUCAAAAUUUUGGAUUCUGGCCCAAAUUAUUUAUUUUUUUUUUUUUUUUGAAAUAUUUUUCGAGAAAUUUUUCAAAAUUAUUUUCUCUAACUCUCGUUGCGAAUCUGAUCAAAAAUUUAGCGAAUUUAGAAAAUUUGUUGAAUCAGACAAAUUUUCACUGCAAUAAUCAAAGUUAUUGGCUUCUUAAAAUAAAAUCCUCCUGUCAUAGGAUAUUAACCCAUUAACGCCGACGGGUGCGAAAACGCACCAAAAAUAGAGAUGUUUUUGAGCAUGCAUAGAAACGGUUUCAUAUUCGAUAUCGCUUUUCUAUUUCAUUGUAUAGAUAGUAGAUGGAUGGGGCUAUUUUUUUGACUGGCUUUUUUUCACCUACAUGACGAUAAACGCAUCGCCAAGUGCAGGUUUUCUCAUAUACAAAAUUCAAAAUUGUACAUAUAAACGUCUUUGCAUAUAUACGUGUUUGCGUUUUCGCACCCGUCGGCGCUAAUGGGUGCUCUUUUACUAAGAAAAGUAUUUUCGGUUAACCAUAUGUGCGAACGCUAAUGAAAAUAAAAUUGUUCUCAGUAACGCCGACGGGUGCGAAAACGCACCACCCCCUGAACGAGCAAGGGGUAGAGAUAGGGAAUAUGAGUGACAUUAUGGUAUCCUCCACUAACUUUCAAUAUUUUUCACCCACUAAUAAUUGAGCCGGCGUUAAUGGGUUAAGCGAUUUAAGGUGAAAAUUUUGGAUUUUUAUUCGACAACGCAGGGCACAUUUUUACUUCGAAAAAAAAAAUGUCGUUUAUUGAAACAAUAUAUCUCUGACAAUUUCCUUGCAAUCUCGUUUUCACUGUUUUUAAAAAAAAAAAAAACUUUUGAACUAUUUUUCGAUAUACAAAAAUAAAAUCCUCCUGUAAGUGGACUUUAAGAGAUUUUAUUUUUUGUUAAUUUUGGCAAAAAAGUUGUCCCCUUCUGACAACCCAACACACAAUUUUUACUUCGUUUAAAAAUUUUUGGAUCUCUGAAAUUUUUUUUUUGGAAUUUUUAACUUCCCUUUGACUAUCAAACUAGACUCUCGUUUUUUUUGGGGGAUGGGGAUGUUUGAUGUCGAUGUUAAAGGAUGGGAUCCGAUUUUAAUAUACAUUUGUUCAACAAAAUUACCUAGAGGAUUUUUAGAAGAAUUCGAGAACUCAUUAAGCGAUUUGUAAACAAAUUCAAAAAUGGGAACAGUUUGACGCUUUAUUAUCAAACAAAUUCAAAACCUUGGAAUCAGUUGGUAAUAUAAAGCCCUCAACAUCGAAAUUUGCUCAACAAAAACCCACUAACAAUCUCACGCCUAGAUUUUUGAAAACAUAUAGUGGAAGCACGACCUAGUACUAGUGAUGCCGCUAUUACAAAUCAAAUACAGUCCACUACAAACCUAGAACCAACUACUAUUACUACUUUGACCCUCCAAGACAAGCAAAUUUGUGAGCGACAAUCUGGAGGAACACUAUUUUUCACAGCAAUAGUACAAAUUGAAACCAAAGGACAACUUCACAAUGCCCGAGUUCUAAUAGACUCAGGAUCACCAUCCACCUUACUUAUUGGAAUGGACAUUGGACCAUUAAUAUUCACAAUUGGAACUUCAAUGAAAACAUUUGGAUCAAUCUUAACACAAAAAACCAAAUUUGGAUGGAUAGUUGGAGGACCCAUACCAGGAACCACCCUUCAACGAAAACAAAUAUCACUUCUAAACACAACUUCAAUGGAGAAAGUACUUACACGUUUUUGGGAGUUGGAAGAGACCCCUAAACAAGUUUUACGGUCAGAAGAAGACCAAUUUUGUAAACAAAACUACACUGAAACAACAAUAUGGAACAAGGAUGGAAGAUAUGUGGUGACUCUCCCGUCCAAAAAAUGCCAGAGAUCAAAGAACAAUAUGAUGCCUCAAGACUUGAAUCAUAUGAGGAAAAUCAAUGCGAAUGAAAUAGAUAAAAUGCCAAAUUAUUAUCACGCUGUGAUGAAACCCGAUCGACUCACAACGAAGUUAAGAGUCGUAUAUAAUGCUUCUUGUCCUACAUCAAACAAAACUAGUCUAAACGACAUGCUAUAUCCUGGACCCAUUCUACAACAGGAUUUAGUAUUGCAAAUUUUAAAAUGGACAUUCUUUAAAUAUGCCCUCAAUCCAGAUAUAACAAAGAUGUAUCGCCAAAUACUUUUGGAUUCGAAUCAAAGAAAUCUCUUUCGACAGUCUUCUGAAAACCCAGUAGAGGAUUAUGAGCUGCUAUUAGUUACAUGUGGAGUUAACUGCGCAACAUAUUUAGCAUUGAAAUUUCUUCUUGAACUAUCAGGGGAUGUAAAAGAUUCGUAUCCUAGAGCCGCAAACACAAUUUUGAAUAAUUUAUAUGUUGAUGAUGCAUUAGCUGGCGGCCACACUGAAGAUGAAUUAAUGAAAGCUCGAAAGGAAUUAACACUCAUGAAAUGGACGCCAAAUGAUCACAAAAUUAUACAAGAUAUUCCACAUGAACAUUUACUACCACUUAAUUGGCUAGACAUUUUCGAAGAUGCUUCUACUAAAACCCUUGGAAUUCGAUGGAACAUCUCAGGCGAUUAUUUUUCCUUCACACCACAUUCAAUGGAAAAUAAAAAUGUAUCUUCAAAACGAGAAGUUUUUUCAACGAUAGCCAAAUUAUUUGACCCAUGUGGCUGGAACCGGUGGUUGUUGUAGCUAAGCUAAUAAUGCAACAAAUCUGGCUACACAAAAUUGACUGGCAUGAUCAAUUAAAGCCAAUAACUCAGAUGAACUGGAACAAUUUUGGUAAAAAUAGCAAAGAUAUUGAAUAUCUCAGAGUUCCUGGAUGGAUUCAAUACACGCUUGAUGUUUCUGUAGAAAUUCAUGGAUUUUGUGACUCGUCGGAAAGCGCUUAUGGAGCCAUUCUAUAUAUUAGGGUGGAAAAUACUGACCAUACCACACAUACAUUCUUACUAUCAGCAAAGACUCGUGUCGCUCCAAUUAAACAAAUUUCAAUACCUAGACUCGAGUUAUGCAGGGCAGUAUUACUCUCCAAGUUAGCAAGAUCCAUUGUUAAUAGCCUACAAAUAUCAAAAUAUUCGACACAAUUUAGGACAGACUCUACCAUCGCCUUAGCAUGGUUAAAAAAGCCACCUUGUCAUUGGAGCACAUUUGUUGGAAAUAUAGUCUCGGAAAUUGCUGAUAAUGUUGAACAAGAAAAUUGGAGACAUGUUGAUUCGGAAUAUAAUCCAGCUGAUAUUGCGAGCCGUGGAUGUUCGCCUGCAGAGCUAAAGACUAGUGAUCUCUGGCGGCAGGGACCUCAAUGGCUCAGAAUACCUAAAUACCGUUGGCCAUCACAAGAUAUCUUAAAUGACACAAAAUUGGAAGCCAAAACGGCAGAAGUCAUGACACUUUUUGCGGAAAGAGAUGAUCCUUUAAAAUAUUUCUCUUCUUUAGCUAAAGUUUAUCGAUCAUACGCAUAUGCUUUAAGACUCUGGAAAAAUACUGGAGCAAAUAGACAACACCUUCGCACCUCAUCAACAGACCUUACAUCAGAUGAAAUCCAAGAUGGAAAAUGAACUUGCAUAAUUCGCUCACAGAAAUUAGUGUAUGCCGACGAGUACAACCUUCUAAUGAAAAAAACUCAAAUUUCUCCUUCAAGUCCUCUAUUGGCACAAAACCCGUUUCUAGACUCAAAGGGUAUUAUUAGAGCAAAUGGUAGAUUGGUACAAUCGCCAGCCCUAACAUAUAGCGAACGUCAUCCAAUAAUACUACCACAUGACGCAAAGCUUAGCAAAUUGUUAGUCGAAUUUAUUCAUAACAUUACCUUACAUGGUGGUAAUCAAUUAAUGGCCCGAAUAUUAAGGUCCGAAUUCUGGAUAUUUGGACUCAAGUCGAUAAUCAAACAAGCCAUACGAAAAUGUCGAAUCUGCUUAAUACACAAAAAACAAACCCAAACUCAAAUAAUGGCUUCGCUACCACCAGAACGUACUUUUCUUUCUCGACCCUUUACAAACACAGGGGUAUAUUUCGCAGGACCCUUUAACAUUAAAAGUUAUUCAGGAAGAGCUUUCUCUAUUACAAAAGGCUACAUGUGCCUGUUUGUUUGUUUCGCCACUAAGGCUAUACAUUUAGAACCCACAAGCGAUUUAUCGAAAUAGGCCUUUCUUGCCGCUUAAGUCGGCGAGGUUGUCCGUCUUAUAUAUUUUUGGAUAACGGAACUAACUUUGUGGGAGCGGUUGAUCCAUUAAAGCGAGAUAGAUUAGAUUUCAUGAAGAAUAUUCAAAAUAGCACAAUUCAAAAU